GAUACGAAAAGUAGGGGAAGCGAUAUGUUGCGCAUAACCGGGGAAAUAUAAUGAACAAUUAACUAUUUUGCUCCGACACCGAUUUUUCAUUAAUGCAGCAGAACACAUUUCAAGCGAAUUUAGAAAACCUUUUUAUACAUUUAAUUAUUUUCCACCUUUAAAUAUUUUGCUGUACAGACUUUAUCCUAUUAACUAGCAGAUGGCUUCUUCUCCAAAAAGAAAGGAUGCAAAUAAAUCGACAGAUUCCGAAAUUACAUUAAGAUCUACAUUUUCAAAAAUUUUUACUCCAGAAGCAACGUGGCCGGAUAAGGAUGAAUUUCUCGACGUUAUUUACUGGAUGCGGCAAAUUUUGGGCAUCUUUCUUGGACUUAUAUGGGGAGUUAUUCCCUUGAAAGGCAUCUUUGGAAUUUUAAUUUUUUUCCUCAUCAAUGUUGGCUUUAUAUACAUGUACUACAGCACUUUCCAGCGUGUUGAAGAUGAAGAAUAUGGUGGAUCAGCAGAGAUUUUAAAAGAAGGAUUGAUGACUUCGUUUUCCUCAUUUCUAGUUGUUUGGAUUGUUUUGUACUCAUCUUUAUACUCAGAUUUAUAGCAGGCACAUAUGUAUAUAUAUAUGUAUACACAUUAUAUAUGUAUGUGUGUGUCUGUGUGCGUGUCAACACUGUACGGUUCUUUCCUUGUUUGAAAAACUGCCUUCUAACAGAAUAAAACUUUUUUCGAUAUAUGGUUGGCACUAGAAUAUUCGAAGCUGAUUCUCAUCUUACCCAACAAGGUAUAAUUCCAACAUAACUACUUCACCAUGGUUGUUAAACUAAACUCAUACACACGUCUUAUCAACAUUUGUUCUGUUUCGUUGCCAUUUAAUCCAACACAGCUCUUUUGGUUGUUUUCUCAGACUUUGAGUAACACAACUUCAAAGUAGUUUAUUAUUGCGUCACAAUGUUGGCAGACUUCUGAAGUGAGAAGGAGUGGGGGUGCCGAGGGGAGAGAGAGAGAGAGAAAAAAAUAAACUGGAAAACAGAAGAAAUAAUAGUUUGCUGCCAUAAUAAUCAAAAGAUGGUUUCAUCAUCCUCAAUAAAAUAUUAACAAACUGGAAAUUG
Octopus sinensis (East Asian common octopus) is the source of this 1097-nucleotide messenger RNA. RefSeq names its product respirasome Complex Assembly Factor 1. The record is from RefSeq and is a predicted model, not a curated record. The transcript is spliced from 4 exons. Gene Ontology annotation, biological process: mitochondrial respirasome assembly. Lineage: Eukaryota; Metazoa; Mollusca; Cephalopoda; Octopoda; Octopodidae. The coding region runs from base 200 to 589 and encodes 129 amino acids.